Messenger RNA from Limanda limanda (common dab), 1317 nucleotides. RefSeq names its product protein NLRC3-like. The annotation marks the transcript as partial. The transcript has a single exon. Lineage: Eukaryota; Metazoa; Chordata; Actinopteri; Pleuronectiformes; Pleuronectidae. The record is from RefSeq and is a predicted model, not a curated record.
CUCACGGCAGAGACGCUCACUGUCUCUAAACUUUUGUUCAUCUUGGACGGCCUGGAUGAAAGCAGACUUUCUUUGGACUUCAACCACAGGGAGCUUGUGUCUGAGGUCACACAGAGGUCAUCAGUCAACGUGCUGCUGACAAACCUCAUCCGGGGGAAUCUGCUUCCCUCGGCUCUCGUCUGGAUAACCUCCAGACCUGCGGCGGCCAAUCAGAUCCCUCCUGCAUGUGUCGACAGGGUCACAGAAGUACGAGGCUUCACUGACGCUCAGAAGGAGGAGUACUUCAGGAGGAGAUUCAGUGAUGAAGAGCUGUGCAGCAGAAUCAUCUCACACAUCAAGACGUCCAGGAGCCUCCACAUCAUGUGUCAAAUCCCAGUCUUCUGCUGGAUCAGUGCUACCGUUCUGGAGCACAUGUUGACCACAGUCCAGAGAGGAGAGCUGCCCAAGACCCUGACUGACCUGUACUCACACUUCCUGCUGGUUCAGACAAAGAGGAAGAACAACAAGUACGGUGAGGGACAUGAGACGACUCCACAGCAGCUGACGGAGGCUGACAGGGACGUUCUCCUGAAGCUGGGGAGGCUGGCACUUAAACACCUGGAGAAAGGAAACAUCAUGUUCUACCAAGAAGACCUGGAGCGAUGUGGUCUUAAUGUCACAGAGGCCUCGGUGUACUCAGGAGUUUGUACUGAGAUCUUCAGAAGAGAGUGUGUGAUCUUCCAGAAAUCAGUCUACUGCUUUGUUCAUCUGAGCGUUCAGGAGUUUCUGGCUGCAGUCUACAUGUUCCACUGUUACACCAAGAGGAACACAGAAGAACUCAACAACUUCUUGGGAACAUGUUGGAACACAGACAGUACCUUCUCCCUGGAUAAACUCCUGAAGAGAACCAUGAAGAAAUCCCUCACCAGUACAAAUGGUCAUCUGGACCUGUUUGUAUGCUUCCUUCACGGCCUCAGUCUGGAGUCCAACCAGAGAGUCUUAGGAGGCCUGCUGGGUCGGACAGAGAACAAUCCAAAGAUCAUCCAGAGAGUCAUCAACAACCUGAAGGAGAUGCAGAGUGAUGACAUAUCUCCUGACAGAAGCAUCAACAUCUUCCACUGUCUGACUGAGAUGAACGACCACUCAGUUCAUCAGCAGAUGCAACAGUUCCUGAUGUCAGAGAACAAAUCAAAGAAGAAACUCUCUGAGAUCCACUGCUCAGCUCUGGCCUACAUGCUGCAGAUGUCAGAGGAGGUUCUGGAUGAGUUGGACCUGAAGAAGUUCAACACAUCAGACCAGGGUCGACUGAGACUGAUCCCAGCUGUGAGGAACUGCAGG